CCCCGGGCCAGGCUACUUUGUGGUGUCUCUCACCCGCGCCGCUCGUCACAUUUGUCGUCCGACACCCAAAAGCCAUUACUCUUUGCAAGUUGGCUCACGAACACGCCUCGUACCAUGCCACUCAACCGAUAUUCUGACUCAUUAUCAACAUGUACCCUUUACGCCAGAAGCGGAGGCCCAUGGAAGAUGAAACGAAGCCCGUUCCUAAAAAAUGUGCCUCGGACCACACAGUACUUGUACUCUAAAGCACGCCCAUUUGACAGUACCCUAUGGGGUCUCGUGGGAUGCUUGGCACGACGCCCCUAUUCUAUUGUAUUACCAUCCCCUUCGCAUCACUCACCCCACCAUGAUGGCUACGAAAUCUGGUGAUAGCAAGUCCAUUACUGGCUCACCUCCCUCGUACAACACAAUUUAUAACAUCCAAGUCAAAUGCAGACAACCAUCCGUAUUCUCCUUUUUAUCAGUCAAGCAGAGACGUGCCACCGCUCUAUCUCGCAUUCGUGAUCUUGUCUCCCCCACAUAUGUCGCCCCUUCCUCCAUUGAAUCGAUCGUCAAUGCAUAUGUUCAUGAUCUCACAGCUGCAGAGCUCUCCGACCUUCUGCAAACACCCAAUAUCGAGGGUCACACGGCGCUAUAUUGGGCAAUUGUGAAUCACCAGCGAGAAGUAUUCUCGGCGUUUAUUGAAUUCAUUUCCAAAAUUUCAUUCAAAUGCUCUUCCGACCUACGUCUUGCGUGCAUGCAAACUAGCGACCAAGCAUCAUUUUCGCAGCUGAAUUUUCAAAAUACUAAUACCAAGGACGAGUCUUUAAGACGAUUUCUGGGUUGUCCACCAGAUGAGAUUGAAGUACAUCAUGGGGGAGAACUGGACGACCACCAGUUCGUUGCUUCCUUCCGUAUCAGGAUGUUCCAGAAACGUCUACGCGCUACACGAGAAUUAAAUUAUGAUUUUGUUGCGCGAGGACGUAUAUGGUGUUUCCGCUUUUAUAUGGGGAAGAAGGGGAGAUGGGUCGCUGGCUUUUGUCUCUCUUCGCCUAGUCUUCCAGCUUCUCCACGUCCUUCACUUCUGUUAGAAACAGAAAACGGGGAACCUGGCCGUGAAACACCGCCUAAAAGGGUGUACAAGGAGGUAGGAACAAAAUUCACGGAAACGCUCGUGUCGGAGGAGUAAGUUUAAAUCUGCCUUGACACAUUCGAAUCUGAGGUACUGAUACAUUUAUAAUUCCCAUGCAACUAUUUGUUGUUCCUCCGUUGGCUAUGCAGAUACAUCGGCGAUGUAGACGGCGAGCGUUUUUUUAACAUAAGUUGGUGGUUGGAUGAUCACUGGGUGACGUACGAGUAAGUCUUGUUUCCUCAACUCGGUUCUUGCAACAGUGAUGCAGCAAGCGACAUAUCUUGCCACUCGUCUCCUUUGACGAAUUCAACUGACUGUUUUAUCGCAGCAAUUCCACAGAUGUAGACUACGAUAACACACUACAUGCAAAGCUGGAGAUCACACUCAAAGAGUAGCUCGUCAUAACAUUUAUCGGCUCACAAAAUGGUAGAUAAUAUAUCAUUCAUGAUGCAUCUGGGACUGCAGAGCGAAUCUUUACACCAUUUGCACGUC
Messenger RNA from Suillus fuscotomentosus, 1603 nucleotides. RefSeq lists its product as uncharacterized. The transcript is spliced from 3 exons. The record is from RefSeq and is a predicted model, not a curated record. Bases 212 to 1168 code for a protein of 318 amino acids. NCBI's taxonomy places the organism in Eukaryota, Fungi, Basidiomycota, Agaricomycetes, Boletales, Suillaceae.